AUGGAGGACUGCGGCAUGUUUGCCGUCGACUGCGUCGUAGUAUGUUGUUGCUGCCCUUGUUUUCUCCUCCAGAUCACAGUUUUUCUCUUUAUCAGAUUGCCACACAAAUUGGCUGUGAAAUCAAAGAGAAUUGUGCUGAGAAAACUGCAGAAAAGAUCGAAGAAGGAUGACAGGACCAACGAGACGGUGUUGGAUGCCGAAAAGGCUAAAUUUGGAGCUCCGUGUUGCGACUUCCGUCCUUGUGACAGGAGCUCCUCAUGUUUGGAAGCUGAGAAGGUGCUGAAGGAGCUGAUGAAGGGUGAAGGGAACUCCUGGAUGGAAGCUGAGAUGGUGUGGGAGGAGUUAAUAGCUCGAGAAGGGCUGUUUUGGUUUGGCAGCUUCUGGGGAAUCGCGGAUUGA
This is a messenger RNA of Musa acuminata AAA Group (dessert banana), 399 nucleotides long. RefSeq lists its product as uncharacterized. The transcript has a single exon. The record is from RefSeq and is a predicted model, not a curated record. Lineage: Eukaryota; Viridiplantae; Streptophyta; Magnoliopsida; Zingiberales; Musaceae. Bases 1 to 399 code for a protein of 132 amino acids.